UUACCUGAGGUCACGUGACCCCUCUGCUUGCCGCAGCCAGUCCCCCCCCUCCAGGUGAGACGUCCCCGGGCCGGCAUCGGAGAGACAGAGAAAAGUUGUCAGACGGGUUGGUCGGGUGUGACUCGGCGGGGAGGGAGGGAAGGAGCCAUUGUGAGUAUGGACUGACAGAGCACAGCUGGGAUUGACGACUGGAUCGGAACCGCCAGAGGAGGAGAUCGGCUGGAGAGCAGCCGGGGCUCAGCCAGGUUGCAGACAUCAUGGACACAGAUUAUGAUGAUACAACGUGUGAAGAGGAUUCACAGGCCCCAAAUGAUGAAGUUGUCCCAUACAGUGAUGAUGAAACCGAUGAUGAGUUAGAAACUCCAGAUUCUCCUGAACCAGAACAAAACCGAAUCAAUAAACAAGCAGAACAGAACCGUGAGCAAGCCCCGAAAGAAUGCAAUUGGCGAGUGAAGGCAAAUGACCGAAAUUUCUAUGACCAGCCAGAAUUCCAGCAAAAGACAUACUGCUGCUUUAAGAAGAGCAAAUAUUCGGGGAAUGCAAUCAAGACUUACAAGUACAACCCAGUCACCUUCCUGCCAUUAAACUUGUUUGAACAAUUUAAAAGAGCAGCCAAUGCCUAUUUCCUGGUCCUUCUCAUCCUACAGACUAUUCCUCAAAUAUCCACAGUAUCUUGGUCCACCACUCUUAUACCUCUGCUGCUAGUACUGGGAAUCACUGCCAUCAAAGAUCUUGUGGAUGAUAUUGCGCGUCAUAAAAUGGAUAAUGAGAUUAAUAAUCGACCUUCAGAAGUUAUAGAGGAUGGAAGGUUUAAGAAAACAAAGUGGAAGUGCAUACAAGUUGGGGACAUCAUAAGAAUCAACAAGAAUGAGUUUAUUCCGGCGGAUGUGCUGCUUCUGUCCAGCUCCGAGCCAAACAGCUUGUGUUAUGUAGAGACGGCAGAACUGGAUGGAGAAACAAAUCUGAAGUUCAGAAUGUCUAUUGAAGCGACUGACAAGCUGCUGCAGGAUGAGAAGUCGCUGGCGGAUUUUGAUGGAAUGGUAAUAUGUGAAGAGCCCAACAAUCGCUUGGAUAAGUUUGUUGGGACGCUGCAUUGGAGAGGGAUGAGCUACGCGCUGGAUGCCGAUAAAAUCUUACUACGCGGCUGUACCAUCCGCAAUACGUCCUACUGCCAUGGGCUGGUCCUUUUUGCAGGUGCUGACACUAAAAUUAUGAGGAACAGUGGGAAAACCAGAUUAAAAAGAACCAAAAUAGAUUACUUGAUGAACUACAUGGUGUACACGAUAUUUGUACUUCUCAUCCUGGCAUCAGCGGGCCUUGCUAUUGGUCAGACGUUCUGGGAAGCCAAUUUAGGACAAGCCAAUGUAUCCUGGUAUCUGUACGAUGGGAAUGAAUAUCCUCCUACUUAUCGUGGAUUUUUAGCUUUUUGGGGGUACAUUAUUGUCCUAAACACCAUGGUGCCCAUUUCUCUAUAUGUGAGUGUUGAAGUGAUUCGUCUGGGUCAGAGCUACUUUAUUAAUUGGGAUCUGCAGAUGUACCACGCCGAGAAGGACACACCAGCCAAAGCCAGAACCACAACCCUCAAUGAGCAACUGGGACAAAUCCAGUACAUCUUCUCGGACAAGACCGGCACUCUGACACAGAACGUAAUGACCUUCAAAAAGUGCACCAUUAACGGGGAGACCUAUGGCGAGCAGAGGCAGGAUGCUGCGGAGAAGUCUGGUUAUAGUGAGCCGGUAGACUUUGGCUGGAAUCCACUAGCAGACUCCAAGUUUACAUUUGGUGACCAUUACUUAAUAGAACAGAUCCGAUCAGGAAAAGAUCCUGAUGUCCGUCUCUUCUUCAAGCUGCUCGCUCUGUGCCACACUGUCAUGGUGGAGAAGACAGAUGACUGUGAACUAAUCUACCAAGCGGCAUCGCCGGAUGAAGGGGCUCUGGUGACAGCGGCAAGGAAUUUUGGCUUUGUAUUUCUAACAAGAACUCAGAGCACCAUCACCAUAAGCGAGCUGGAGAAAGAAGCCACAUACGAAGUGCUCGCACUCCUCGACUUCAACAGUGACCGCAAGCGUAUGUCUAUAAUAGUGCGUGAUCCCAAUGGUAACAUUAGGCUGUAUUGCAAGGGGGCAGACACCGUUAUAUAUGAACGUCUUCAUCCAAACAACCCCAUUAAAGAAGAAACUCAGGAGGCACUAGAUAUGUUUGCCAAUGAGACUCUUAGGACCUUAUGUCUCUGCUACAAGGACAUCAGUGAAGAAGAAUUUGAGAAGUGGAGUAAGAGGUAUAUGGCUGCCAGUGUGUCCAUGGUUGACCGGGAUGAAGCUCUGGAUAAAGUCUAUGAAGAGAUUGAAACCAACCUAGUGCUGCUGGGAGCCACAGCUAUUGAAGACAAACUUCAAGAUGGCGUACCCUACACGAUCUCUAAACUUGCCAAAGCAGAUAUAAAGAUCUGGGUGCUGACUGGGGAUAAAAAAGAAACUGCAGAGAACAUUGGCUUUGCUUGUGAACUCCUAACAGAUGACACCAAGAUUUGCUAUGGGGAGGACAUCAAUGCCCUCCUCCAGACAAGAAUGGAAAAUCAGAAAAACCGAACAGCAGGCAAUCCUGGAGCAGCUCAGUAUAACUCGGAACCCUACUUCCAGACUAACCAAAAAUGUUCCCUGAUCAUUACUGGAUCAUGGCUGAAUGAAAUCCUUCUGGAAAAGAAAAAAAAGAAAAAGAAACGCCUGAAGCUCAAAUUUCCCAGAACCGCUGAAGAGAAGCAGAUGGACCUGGUGGAUAAACAGAAAGCAUAUGCCCUUAAAGAGCAACGGCAGAAAAACUUUGUGGACCUGGCGUGUGAGUGCAAUUCCGUCAUCUGCUGCAGAGUGACCCCCAAACAGAAGGCCAUGGUGGUAGAGUUGGUGAAGAAGUACAAGAAGGCCAUCACCUUGGCCAUUGGAGACGGUGCCAAUGAUGUCAACAUGAUUAAAACUGCCCAUAUAGGUGUUGGCAUCAGUGGACAGGAAGGUAUGCAAGCGGUGAUGUCCAGUGACUACUCUUUCGCUCAGUUCCGAUACCUACAGAGGUUGAUCCUGGUCCACGGCCGCUGGUCCUACAUCCGUAUGUGCAAGUUCCUUGGGUUUUUCUUCUACAAAAACUUUGCAUUCACGUUGGUUCACUUCUGGUAUUCGUUCUUCAAUGGAUUUUCUGCUCAGACGGUGUAUGAAGAUUGGUUUAUUGCCUUGUACAAUGUCCUGUACUCCAGCUUGCCUGUCCUUCUCGUUGGCCUUAUGGAUCAGGAUGUCAGUGACAAACUGAGCCUUCGCUUUCCUCGCUUGUAUAUACCGGGCCAGAAGGAUCUGCUGUUUAACUACAAGAAAUUCUUCUUGAGUUUGUUCCAUGGAUUGGUGACUUCCUUGAUCAUCUUUUUCAUACCCUACGGAGCGUUCUUGUUAACCAUGGGGCAGGAUGGAGAGGCCCCUUCCGAUUACCAGUCAUUUGCUGUGACUACGGCCACCGCACUCAUCUUUACCGUCAACUUCCAGAUUGGACUGGACACAUCCUAUUGGACGUUUGUGAAUGCGUUCUCUGUAUUUGGAAGCAUUGCCAUCUACUUUGGAAUCACGUUUGACCUGCAGAGUGCUGGGAUCCAUGUCCUCUUUCCUUCCAAAUUCAUAUUCACAGGAGCGGCGCCAAAUGCUUUACGCCAACCGUACCUCUGGCUGACUAUAGCCCUGACGGUGGCGGUGUGUCUGCUUCCAGUUGUGGCCCUGAGAUUCCUGUCCAAAACGAUGCGGCCCUCAGAGAGCGACAAGAUUCAAAAGAACAGAAAGAAGCUGAAGGCAGAGGCCCUGUGGAGGCCGCGGGCCAGUACAAUCAGACGUGGUGCCGUUGGCCGCCGUUCCGCCUACGCCUUCUCCCACCAGAGAGGAUACGCUGACCUCAUCUCCACCGGACGCAACAUUGGCGCCAAAAAACGGGCUCCACUCGACGCCGUGCUAGGCGGUAACGCAGCUGAAAUGAUCCACGCGGCAGGAACUUCCUGAUUUAGAGACGUUCGUCCCGUUGCCUUUUUAAAGCAAAUACAUGCACAUGAAAGUUACAAUUCUAUUUUUUUAAAUGCUUCCCCUUCUCAGGGCUUUUUUUAUACAGAGAUAAUCCUAUUCUUACAUUCUACGCUACUGGCAGAUUUCUGGAGACCAUGUACACAAGACUGUAUUUUUUUUUUUUUAAAGAAAACUAAGCCUGCAUCUUUUUCUGUGGCCAGUAGGGAGCGCCAAUCAUACGUGAAAGUGACACUUUAGUAAUGACUUUGAUCCUAUGAAGACAUUGGUGGCUGUGUAGUAAGGUGUACAGUGCAGACUUGUCGUUUUUUUUUUUUUGUGGAACUUUUAUUUUGAUCACAGCAAUCUGUGAAAUUGUUUACAUUUUUAGCUUAUUGUCUUUAUUUAAUGCUAAUAAACUGUAGUAAAUGUUUGAGCUCGA
Messenger RNA from Rana temporaria (common frog), 4464 nucleotides. Its product is annotated as phospholipid-transporting ATPase IC-like. The record is from RefSeq and is a predicted model, not a curated record. Lineage: Eukaryota; Metazoa; Chordata; Amphibia; Anura; Ranidae. Bases 258 to 4025 code for a protein of 1255 amino acids. The transcript has 28 exons. Gene Ontology annotation, biological process: phospholipid translocation; Golgi organization. Gene Ontology annotation, cellular component: plasma membrane. Gene Ontology annotation, molecular function: ATPase-coupled intramembrane lipid carrier activity; ATP hydrolysis activity; ATP binding.